Molecule: messenger RNA, 2555 nt
Organism: Venturia canescens
Lineage: Eukaryota; Metazoa; Arthropoda; Insecta; Hymenoptera; Ichneumonidae
Gene: SmydA-5
Product: SET domain-containing protein SmydA-8-like
Exons: 4
Coding region: 462-1919 (485 amino acids)
Source: RefSeq, a predicted model, not a curated record
UCGUCCAUUUUACAUUCACAUUUCUAGUAACGUUCUCCGGACGUUUAGUCACUUUGAAUUUUUCUCCAUUUUUAAACGUUUUCACCAUGCUUUAUUUCAGCCACGACAUCUCGAGCUCGAUCUCUCAUGUUCUCGCAUCCUCUCGUCGUUCUAUUUUUGGCUCGUUGUAAUUAUAGCUACACGAUUGUACACUCGCCGCUAGUCAAAAGAGUCGAUCCUCUUCUCCCUUCGCUCUUUACUAUUCACUUCGUCACAGUCGAGUCCCAAGUGUGCGUGUUUCGACGUUCGAAACUUACCGCUUCGGAUUGUCGACGAAUCCUUCGAUAAUCGACUGAAAUUCACACCUUCGAUGGAGCCAAGUUUUUUUAUAAUUACACAAGGAAUCGUCGACAGUUUCCUCGAAGAAUUUUGAAAAUGUAUUUUUGCCAAGUCGUUUGAAGACCCUGGAGCAACCGGAGGAAAUGGCCAGCAACGAUGACGAAACUCCGAUGCUGGGUGCAUGUGCAAUUUGUGAAAAAAGUGCAUCUCUGCGGUGCGCCGGAUGCAGAAAGCGUUUUUACUGCAGCAAGGAACAUCAGCGCGGCGAUUGGGCGAGGCACAAGUUGGCCUGUCGUUCCUGGGAGAUAAGGGAGAACGAAGAGCUCGGAAGACAUCUAAUUGCGAGCAGAGAUCUCGAAACCGGUGAUUUUAUAGUUGCCGAAACUCCGAUUGUUUGGGGACCGGCACCUCAUGGAGAUUCCAUUGUUUGCGUCGGUUGUGGCGACUCAAAAGUUCGCGUCAGAUGUCCCGGAUGCAACUGGUAUGCUUGCAGAGUUUCUUGCGACGGUCUCGUCGACGAAAACCGCCACGGAAUCGAGUGCGCGUUUCUCACCAAAUCAGGAAUGAUUCCGAGAUGCGACAUUUUGCUAGUCCUAAGAAUUCUUAUUCUGAGGCGGAGGAAUCCGAAACUUUGGGCGAUUCUUGGGGCACUACAAAGUCACGAGGAAUCUCGUGGAGUAGGAACGGAAGCGUACGAAGAGACGGAACUAGUAGCGAGACAAAUCGAUGCUGUUCUCGCUAUGGAUCCAUCCUCCAGGGAAAUUUUACCCAAAAUUUGUGGGCUAAUCGACGUUAACGCUCUGGAGACGAAUCCUCCGGAGGGUUGUGCAGCGCUUUACGAAACGGCUUGUUUGCUCGAGCACAAUUGCGUCGCCAAUACGCGUCACAGUUUUUCUAUCGAUGCACAGGGACGACCGAAAAUAACGGUGACUGCAGCUACUUCCAUUAAAAAAGGGGAGCAUCUCAGUACGAUGUACACGCACGCCCUUUGGUCAACGAGAUCUCGGAGGGAGCAUUUAAUGGUAACGAAAUAUUUUUCGUGUCGCUGUGACCGCUGUACCGAUCCGACCGAGCUCGGGAGCCAUCUUGGUACCUUAAAGUGUCUCUGCGGAAGCGGCCUCGUCUUGCCGAACAAUCCUCUGGACAACGAGACCGAAUGGACGUGCACCGUCUGCCCUGGGUCGCUGACGGCGUCGGAAGUUGCCCAGUUGACCGACAGACUCGCCGACGAUGUUGACGCUGCAAUGGGAAUGGCGCGGAAAGAUUCUCUCAGCGAUCUUCUGUCGCGAUUGAGCGUUCUCCUUCAUCCUGGACACCAACAUUGCACAGCGGUCGGUCACUCCCUCAUGCAACUUUUGUCCCCGGAAGAUCCGAAAAAAGCGCAAAUUUGCAGGCAAAUAAUCGAGACAACGUCGAUCCUCGAUCCCUACGGAAUUCGUUUGUGUCUCUACACCGCGGUGGCUCUUCGCGAACUCGCUUCUUGCCCGGGACAGGAUAGGAAAGCGUUGCUCGAACGAGCUCGAAGUUUACUCAGCCACGAACCCCCGAAUACUCCUGGCCAGGAAGUUCUCAGACUCGUGCAAAACGAAUUGACCAACUGAACCGACGAAAGCAUCCUUUAUUCACUAUUUUUUUCAUCUCGCAUUCAAUCUGCACAUUUUUUUUUCUCCCACGUGAACGAGAUCGACGAAUAAACCUGAACCUUCAUUUUUCUAUUUAAAUUCAUUACUCAACUCGUGCUGACUACUUUUAUGCUCAGAAAUUCGUCCUAUUCGAAAUAUCGAAAAUAUUUUUCGCAAUUACGUGAAAAAGGGAUUUUUCGUGGCAUUUUUUCGGGAAUUUCGUUAAGGUUGUUGCUAAAUAUUUUUAGAGGGCGGGGCUAAGAGACGAAGCUCCUAUGAUAAUAGAUUGAGUGACGUCAGCAAUGCCACCUUAUAGAUACCGAAUGAUUACUGUUCAUUCGGAUGAAAAAUGCGAAAAUGUACAGGUGUGUGAAUGAUAAUAUUAAUUGCUAUUGAGAAACAUGUUUAUUUUAAUCACUUAAUAAUUAUCGCAGAAACACGCGUAGAUGCGCCGCAUUCUUGAUCAAUCUGUCAAGAUUUGUGGAAAAAAUUGAAAGUAAAAAAGAAAAAAAUGUUUUAGUAAAAAGAUGUCCAUUUUUUCGAGGGACUGUAAAAAUGUUUUCUGUUUUUCGCAUGCUUCAAAACUUUUGUCAAUAAAAAUAGCUCAUCUCCCGA